CCGGAUAGUACUUGAAUUUCAAAAAACCGUUCAAACAAAAAAUCUCUUGAAUAUUACUCGAAAAUUGGUUUUAUAAGCUAACACCAAUAUUUAUAAGUACUUUGCGAGCAGAUUUGUCAAUAAGAUACAGGCGAAUAAGUAAGAAAAAGCGCUCAUGUUACAAGGCAAAGCACGAGGGGUUUUAACAUUUUUUUAAAAAGAGUAGAAGAAAAUUCAUUAAAUUAAUUUCUUGAAAUUUAAGGACUUAAUGAAAGUUAUUUAAGUUAGUGUUAAUGCAAUACAUAGUAGUCAACAGGAUUAAGCAGAAUUCAAUGAAGUUCUACUCAAAACGACUGUUUAAAAAGUUUUAGUUGAAAUUUUUAUUUUUUUUUUUCGAGAAAAUAUUUGGAUUUAUAAUUUCACGACUCUCAGAAUCAUAAAUUGAACGAGUUAAAUAGUCUAUGAGAUUAUAAGACACAGAGAAAAAAAGCUUAAAAACGGGAGCAGUAUCGAAAUUAUCGGCAAAGGAAAAUUUUAUCGAUUUUUUUUCUUCUUUAUUCACAUCAUCGUCUCCAACGAAUGUAUAAAAACCGGCUGAAUGUCGAAUGUCAUGCAUCAACAACAAAACAUAUACGACCUAAUUUGAUGGAAAAUUUCAUUUGAUUCAAACUACAGUCAGCUAGCAGAGGAAGCAAAUAGUUCUCUCUUUAUCAUCAAUAUAAUUUUCGUGUAAUAUUCUUUUGAAAUAAGAAGAGAUCUUUGCGUGUUGUGUAAGCAAAAAAAAAAAAAGAAUAUAACCCAGUGUUUAGUGAGAUAUUCAGUGUAAACAUAUAAUAUAGCACAUAGCACACACAUCAAGUUAUUGUCUGUCGAAAACCAGAAGAGGUGAAAUAAGGAACAAAAAAAAAAACAUUUAACUGAAUGGCAAUAAUAAUUAUUUGAUUGAACUGUCGACGAAAUAGCCGUGUGCAUGUAACAGAUAUAUUUUUUUUGUGCGCGACAUAAUAUAAAACAUUUCCUCAAUAUUUUUUUUAUUCAUUUCAUUUCUUUUUGGCCUGCAAAGGAAAAAGAAGAGUACAGAAUAUUGCUUUGCGAGAGAGUCUUUCCUUUUAAAUUAUAAUUCGUUAUAUAUUUUGUAACUUGAUUUUUUUCUUCAAGUAUGAGCGAGUUAUAAGUUAAACAAAUAUCCCGGCAGAAGAAGUAAAGAAAUAUGAUAAUAUCAGUUGUGUGUAUAUAAAAAAAGCAGCCCAAGUAUAGCGAGAGAAAGAGUAAAAAAUUCGCCAAUAAGGUGCAACAACUACUCGUUCAUUGGAAGUCAAGUUAUUAUACAUUAUAGUUUCCAAUUCCAACAUUUGUUCAAUUUAAAAAAAUUUCGCUCAAUUGUAUUUUAAAAGUUGAUUUGAACGGACUCCCGAGAGCAUUAGUGUGAAUUUUCUUCUAUAUAAAAAAAAUUGUGAAUAAUAGGCAGACAGGCAUCUUGUAAUUACAACAAAUAUAUAGAAAUCAUCUAAAGUGAAAUUAUUAAAUAAUACAUAAAUAAAUAAAGAAUAUAUAAGUUAAAAUAUAAGGAGAAGAAGUGAAAGACACAACAAAAACACACAGAACACUUACGACGAUUCAUAUUGGCACCGGUAAAUAAAAUCUGUCAUAUUGGGGCAACGACAGGCAGACAAAGUGGGACGUCGCAAUAAUGCGGCUCAAAAGGUUGUUAGAGGAACAGCCACGCAACAAUCUUGCAGUACAUCAACCAGUGCAUCGACAAAUCCAAAGUUAUCAGCUGACGAAAAUAAGUCGCCGUUUUCGACAACAAUCGGGAAUCAAACGACGGCGCAAAGAGGUCAAGCCUCGCGCCAACGACGACCAUCAAGUGGUACAUCAUCAUCAUCAUCUCAACAGCAACAUCAGCAGGCACAACAAAAUCAAAGUGCUAAUCAGUCUAAUAAUACAACAGGAUCAAGUAUAACAUCAACCACGGGUGGAAUAAUAAGUCGUAUAAUUGAUUUUGCCUUACCAUCGGCGACUAAAAUGAGUCUUUCACGAUCUGGUUCAACGAAAAGUGAAUCACCGUCAAGUAGUCAUCAGAGUACUAGUUCUAGUCAGGAGCGUAAAAGUUCGGUUGUUCCAAUCGAGCAUGAACCGUCACCGUUAGCCAGUAAUCGUGGAAAGGAACGUGAAGGAAAUAGCAGUGAGAUGACGAUGAAGAAGAAAAAUGAAAUUGAUACGGCAAUUGAGGCUGUUGAAAUUAAUAGUAGCAAGACAACUGAUAUUAAUAAUCAUCAUGGAGGUGAUACAGUUAAAAAGAAAGAUGAGGAUAUUGUUCAAAGGCCCCCAACUCCACCGCCUAGACCUCCUACACCUCCAAAAGUUGAUUUGGAAGCUUUACGUCAAGCUAAUACAAAUAGCAAUAAUUCAUUUGAGCAAAAAGCUAGUCGUUUUUAUCGUAAGAGUCUUGAAAAUACAAGCUUGAUGGGUGCUUUUGUUGCACGUGGAAUUUAUGACUCAUCAAAUGAUACAAUCGAGACUGAAUAUCCUCGAAAUCUUGAUGAUAACAUUGAGAUAUUGUCACGCGAGGAAGAAAAGAUUGAAGAGGAAUUUAAGGCAACGACUGGUGAAGAUAAAAUUCCAUAUGGUCCACAAUUUGAUCCAAAAAUAGUCGAAAGACAACUUCAGAAAGAAAAGGAAGAGGAUGAAGAUGAUCCAAUUGGUGUUUCACCUUGUGGACGAUUCUUUAAAUAUGACAUCGAAGUUGGUCGUGGAUCAUUUAAGACAGUCUUUCGUGGACUUGAUUCUCAUACAGGAGUUGCCGUUGCAUGGUGUGAAUUGUUAGAUAAGAAAGUGAAUAAAAUGGAACGUCAACGAUUUCGUGAAGAAGCUGAGAUGUUGAAGAAGCUUCAACAUCCAAAUAUUGUGAGGUUUUAUAAUUAUUGGGAAACUACUAUAGCUAAAAAGAAGAGUUUAGUACUCAUAACUGAAUUGAUGUUAUCUGGAACUUUAAAAUCGUAUCUUAGAAGAUUUAAGAAAAUUAAUCAAAAAGUGCUUCGCUCAUGGUGUCGUCAAAUUUUAAAAGGAUUAGCCUUUUUACAUUCACGCUCGCCGCCUAUUAUUCAUCGUGACUUGAAAUGUGACAAUAUUUUCAUCACUGGAACAACUGGAAGUGUUAAAAUUGGUGAUCUUGGUCUUGCGACUUUAAAGAAUCGAAGUUAUGCUAAAUCUGUCAUUGGAACUCCAGAAUUUAUGGCUCCUGAAAUGUACGAAGAGCAUUACGAUGAAGCUGUUGAUGUCUAUGCAUUUGGCAUGUGUAUGUUAGAGAUGGCAACGAGUGAAUAUCCAUACAAUGAAUGCUCUGGACCGGCACAAAUCUAUAAGAAAGUUACGAGUGGCGUAAAGCCAGCAAGUUUUGAGAAAGUCGAUAAUCCAGAAGUGACUGAAAUUAUUGAACGUUGCAUAAGACUCAAUAAGGAGGAAAGGCCUAAUUGUGCUGAAUUAUUAAAAUUUGAUUUCUUUUGUGAAGUGGCUGGAAUUACAUUAGAGCCCGAACCAUCAUCGAAAAAUAAUUUCUUGACAAAUCUUGAUGCAACUAAAAUAGAAUUUCGAUUACGUAUGGAUCCAAAACGGAAAGCUGUCAAGUCACACAAAGAGAAUGAAGCAAUUCAAUUUGAUUUCGAUAUUACAGCUGACGACUUUGAGGAGAUUGCUAAUGAAAUGCACAAGUCUGGCUUGAUAUUAGAGGAAGAUUCGAGGGCUGUAGCGAAACUUUUAAAGGUUCAAGUGCAUACAUUAUUGAAAGAUCGUAAAGAGCGAAUUGCGCAGGCACAGGCAGCCGCAAAAGAGAAAGAACUGGCAAAAUUACAGCAUGCACUUGAACAACAUCAUCAAAUGAUGUAUCAACAGCAACAACAGCAAAAUAUAAAUGAUCAGAAUCAAAUGAUACAACAAAAUUCCCAGCAAAAAAAUCAACAAGGAAUGCCAAUAGCUCAUCAGCAGCAAAUGAAUCAACAGCAGCAGCAGCAUACACCUUUAUCUCAAACUCCACAACAGCAUCAAAUGCAAAUGCAACAGAAUCAGCAAAAUAUGACAUCUUCUAAGCCGCCUGACAUCAUUCAAAAUUCACCAAUGACUAAUAUCAAUCAACAGCAGCCAAUUAAUCAGAAGCUUCCAAUACAGCAAGGCCAAAUUAACGUGCCAAUCAUUAAUAAUCAACAAAAUCCUUCGCCUGUCGUUCAUGAUCAAGCUCCUAAAUCUAUUCCCAAUCAACAACAACAACAAAUGCAGCCACAACAAGGAGAUUCUGGAAUUGGAAUGGGAAGCACAGCUAGUGGAACUAGUAGUACGACAAGUGGUGGUACAUCAAUGAAGAAAAGACGGUCCAACAAGUCAUCAGAAAGAUAUCCAAAGCUUGUCGUGUUAACCUUGAAUGAGGAGAAAGUUGUUGAAUGUGAAAUGGAAGUUAAGCCAAAAACUGUUACGUUUAAAUUUGAUGUUUAUGAAGUUAAUCCAGAUGAAGUCGCCAAGGAUUUAGUCGAUCAAGAUCUUUUAUCAGAGGAACAGAGUCAAAUAUUUAUCGACAUGAUUAAAGAUAUUGUGAGACAAGUGAAACAUAAUCCAAAACAACUGCCGACUGUAACAAUACCACACAAGUAUCGUCAAGUCCGUCAUGCUUCAUUAACAAGGCAACGUUCUUUGUUUAAAACACAUCAAAGACAUCGAUCACGAGAUGAGACAACAUCAACACAGCAAGCAUCAUCUUUGACAAAUAUGUUUGAUCCCCAUAUAUACGCUUAUCAAUCAUUUAUCUCGGGAUCAACGUCAAAUCCAACGAUACAGACUUCAUCGAUGACAAACGAUGGACAGCUGAAAAAUAAUAAUAAUAAUUUUACGCCAACGCAGUCUCCACAAAAAAGUAAACAUGUAAAUUCCAAUACGGUUAUACCGAUACAAUCGUCAUCAGAACUUGUGACACCAAAACGCAAACAGUCAAAUCAAGAAGAUGAUGGCGCCAGUGUCACAUUAACGACAGAUACAGCACAUAAUAAUGAUAUGCAUGUCAAUAAUAUUGGAAGUGGUUCAAAUAGUGGAGAGAAUUCUCGAAAGACUAGCACGAUAUCAGAUUAUACAUCGAGUGAAUGUACACCAGAAAAUACGAUAUUAACACCACGGCAAGAUAGCGAAUAUCAUUCACUUCCAAUGGAGGGUAGUCAGCAGGUUAGGCAGUCACCAGCUCGUAAGUUAUCUCGUUUUUUGGUGAGUCCUACUGUUAUAGAAACUGCUAAUAAAGAGUUGAUUGUUCAAGAAGACGUCACGCCACAAAUGGCUGCGUCAUCUCAGCAACAUCAACUUCAACAUCAAGUGUCUAUAAAUGGACCCCAACAGCUGCAACAGCAACAACAAUAUCAAUCAAAUGAUGGAGAAUCGAUGAAUAUUAAUGAGGAAUCAUAUCAAAGAAUUGAAAUUCCACAACAAGUGGAAGCCGAGUUAGUGCCACAACAUUCAGUUGGCUUUAAAAUGCCUGAAACACUCGAACAGCUUAAGAUUGAACUUGAGAAUAUAACACAUGCUCAUGUUACAACAAAACAGAAAGAAGCACUGUCAAAUCAGCAAAUGAAUAUGCAACCUAUUCCAAAUUCAGAAGUUAAUGAUGUUCAUGAUGAUAAUAUAACGGAUAAUACUAUUUCUGAAGCACAAAUUGAGAAUAGUACGGAACAUACAUCGACUGAUUUAAUUACAAAUACUGGCGAUAACACGUCUGUCUAUAAUUCACGCAGAACAUCGGCAGACAUGAUGACAAAUCCAACGGAUGUGACGAGUACAGCUUCGGGUGUCAUGGAAUACGAUGAGAAUCUAGUCAGUGAGGCAACAGAUGAUAUUAAUGUGAAAUCAAGUAAUCAACCGCAAAAUGAGAGUCAUUCUGGUCAGAAUUCAAUAGCUGAAUUACAACAAAAACUAUCACAAUUAACCACACAACAGCCAAGUCAAGGAGCAACGCAAGAAGUAGUCAAUCAUCCACACCAAGUACAUGAAGGAAUUCAUCUUGAUCUUCAGAAACAAUUGUUGAGUGGAAUUAAUUCUCCAGCUGCCGUGUCUAGUCCAUCAAUUGAGAUGAAAAAUGAACCUUAUUUUCCUCCUGUUCAACAACAGCAACAAAUGCCAGCUCAACAGUCAGUGACUAAUAUCCAGACACCGUCAAUUCAGUAUCAACAGCAAGUUCAAACUGAGACUGUUAAAGUUACACCAAAAAUUAGCCAAUUAUCUGAAUUAGAACAACAAUUGUCUAAGCUUCAUCAAAGGCCAGUCACGCAGACACAAAAUAUUCCUCAGCAGCAAAUUAAUGUCCAGCAAAAUAUUCCUCAACAAAUAUCUGUUCCACAACAGCAACAAAUGAUUCCUUCUCAAAUUCAAAUGCAAAAUCAGCAGCAACAAAAUUUUAAUACAUACUCAGAGGCUGUACGUCAAUCUCCAACGACUGUUCAACAAUUUUCUCAGCAAUCGAUUCCUCCACCUCAGCAAAUGCAGUCUAUGUCUACUCAAACUAUGCCAACUUCUGCUCCAAUUCCAAUCCAAACUUCGUCUGUUCAAAAUAAUCAGCAGAUUCCACAAACUCCACCAAUUGGAAGUGCUCCAACAAGAGUGUCUCGUUUCUCAGUGUCUAAAGUUGAAGAACAAAAACUGGCACAACAACAAUCUCAACAAGCACAGAUUAUUCAAAAUCAGAAUCAACAAAUCCAGCAGAAUCAACAGAUUCAACAAAAUCAGAAUUCACAGAUCCAGCAGAAUCAAAAUCAACAAAAUCAGAAUUCACAGAUCCAGCAGAAUCAAAAUCAACAGAUUCACCAGCCACAAAUCGUUCCUCAAAUGCAACAACAACAGAUGAUGCAAAGACCUGUUUUAAGUCCAGAAAAUGACAUGAACAUGAAUCAUCAAAUGCAUCAGCAUCAAAUGCAGCAACAGCAGCAACAAAUGCAAUAUAAUCAAAAUCAAUCGAUGGUCCAGAAUAACAACAAUAAUAAUAUGGGCCAGAAUGUGAUGUCACCGAUUGUGGCACCCCAACAAUUGACUCAGGCUCAAGCAUUUUUCCAACAGCAUCAAGGAGGCGUGGAACUUGAAAAUCAUCAUUUGGAUACUGGACGGAAUAUGUUAAAGACGAUGCAAUUAAAGCCACAAGUUCGUCAACAAUUGACACUUUUAUUACAACGACAAAAUAUUGAGGAACAGGAGCUGAGGUUGCGUCAUUGGAUGGAGAUGGAGAAAUUUUAUAAAGGUUUAGAUGACGAUAGCACCCAACAAGUAAAUCAGCAACAACAGCAACAACAACAACAACAACAACAACAGCAAAAUCAGCAGCAGCAACAAAAUCAACAGCAGCAGCAGCAUCAACAUCAACAAUAAGAAGACAGAUAUCUCAUUUUAAUCCCCCCCAUAUUAUUAUUAUUCAUAUUAUGAAAAUUAUAUUUUCUUUAUAACAAUGAAAAAAAAAAAAACUAGAAUGUUAAUAAUUAUUAGAAAGGGUUCGCCAUGCCUCGGAUAUAUGAUUGAUAUUUUUGAGAUAAACUUGCUUAUAUUAAGAACAAAAUUUUAAAAAAAUGUGAAAAAGUCAUGAAAAAAUUUUUAAAGAAAGAUCUUUUUUUCUCCUUCCUCGGCUUUUAUGCUUAACGUUCGGCUGUAAACUAAAAGAAUUUAUCCAAAAAAAUGAACUUUUAUUUCCUUUUAUUUUAUAUUAAGAAGUAAUUCCUUGUAAAUCUAUUUAGUAACUAUUGAAAAUAAAAUGUUUUUGUGAAAUCAA
This is a messenger RNA of Chironomus riparius, 7756 nucleotides long. The record is from the annotation of a GenBank genome assembly. Lineage: Eukaryota; Metazoa; Arthropoda; Insecta; Diptera; Chironomidae.